AUGAAGUUCGCAUCACUUUUGGUAGGAGCGAGCCACGCCGUGCCACUGGAAAACACUGCGAAUAAGAUCACAGCGGACAAACUGGACGAAGUGACUAUACUGAAGAGCGGUGAUGCCUUUACCGUUUCUGGUUCGUUCGAAACAAAAGGCGGAAUCACCGCUGCAUGCUCAGCAGAGUGGGCACUAUCACUGCAGGUCGCCAUUGAUGGUGAUCGAAUCUUGGAGGCCCAGGUCGACAAGGGCAACUUCAAGUACCGACAACUCUCGUCCUUCGAAGAACUGCUCCCUUACGGCAUAGCUCACAUUAAAAUCGAUGAAUGCAGCAGUUUGUUAGAAGGACCCGAUGGAACAGCCCCAGCCUGUAGCAUUGUAACAGACAGCACUAAAGAAGUAUUCACUUAUGAAGUUGGAAUCGAAGGACUUACUGUGGACGAUAGUGGGAAAGAAAUCAGUCUCCAGUGGAACUGUGACACUGAGCUAGAAAUCCAGCCGACAAUUCUUGAGGUCUGGCAAGAAGGAGAACUGACGCAGAGCAUCGGCACAACUGAUCUCUCUUCGGACAUGAAUGCCACUAUCGUCGCUGCCUGUGCCAUGCAGAAUGAACUGCCAAAAGCAAACGACAUUACGUUCUCUAUCGGCGGCUUUGAACAGGUUGUCGAAGUAGAUGAGAAUGGAACCGCACAACUGAAUGUUACCGGAUCCGACUUGCUCCAAUACGGCGGAAAGAAUAUCCACGACCAACCUAUCACGUGUAGUGCCAGUCAAAUUGCGUCUAAUGGUGCUCUGCUUAAAUCUUACGAUAUGACCUCCAUUGAAAGCGUGGAAUUCCGCUACCCAACAACGUACGCCAGAAUUAGUGUUGAUGGCGUGAAAGAAUACCAAUCAAAAAGCUAUCUGGCAAAGGGCUCACAAGCAAAGGUCAGCUGCGAUGCUGAUGGAUUCCCCAAACCUGAACUAGAUCUUACUGCAAAUGGCCUCGACCUCAACAAUAACGUUCUGACUGAGAAAACCGAUUUCAAAUGUGUUGCCAAUGGUAUUGAAGAUGUCCAGACUGUGGACAUUUUCUACCUCGAAGACGUCCAAGUUGCGCACGAUGGAAAAACUGAUGAAGAGCCACUUUAUGAAGGGCGCGAUGUAACGUUCAGCUGCAGUGCUAGGUCGAAUCCCCCGGCGUCUUUCAGUCUUGUCAAAGACGGUCAAGUCUUUUCGGACCAUGGCGAGCGCGAUCACACGAUCGAGGCCGUGAGCGGAAUCUUCACCUGUGCCGCCUCCUUGCCUCCGGUGUUCGGAAUCAACAAUGUAGAAUCAACUGGAGCGACAAUCACCGCCGAACCAGCACCCGAAGAAGGAUCCGGCCGUGCAAUCAUUAUCGUCUCCAUUGUCAUCAUCGUUGUCUGCCUGAUCGGUGCUGUUGGCUUCUUUGUGUGGAAAAAGAAGCAGGCUGACAAGGGCGAGGAAGUGCCGCAAGACGAAGAAGACGCUCAGGACGAUGCCGAAGAAUGA
Oikopleura dioica is the source of this 1503-nucleotide messenger RNA. NCBI's taxonomy places the organism in Eukaryota, Metazoa, Chordata, Appendicularia, Copelata, Oikopleuridae. The record is from the annotation of a GenBank genome assembly.